GGGUGCUUCCGCCCUCUCCAGCUCAGGCUGCAGAAUAACGUCCAUGUUUUGCUCCAGUUCAUCCCGUCCUCUCAUUGGACAGGGUAGAGAAAUGGCUGCAGAGGAGCCAGUUCAGGGGCCGGUGACCUUCGAGGAGGUGGCUGUGUAUUUCACCAGGGAAGAAUGGGCUCUGCUGGACCCCAUUCAGAGAGCCCUCUACUGGGAUGUCAUGCAGGAGAACUAUGAGAUUGUGACCUCGCUGGGGUUUCCAGUUUCCAAAUCUGAUGUGAUCUCCCAGCUGGAACAAGGGGAAGUGUCAUGGGUCUCAGAUCUCCAGGGUUCAGAGGAAAGACAGAUCCUGAGAGCUCCCUGCACAGCAGGUGAUGCAAUGGUAUGUGAGAAAGAGGAGCAGAAUUCUCAGCAGGAAAAUGUUGAGCAAGUGGAUAAACACAGAGCAUUAUCGCAAAGAUCAAAAAGGAAUGUGUCCAGGAGUUAUGAGAAGGAAAAAUCCUGUGAGUUUCAGCACAGACCAGAAAAAGAGCAGGGAAACCAGCCAGGGGAGAAAAUGGGUAAAUUUAUUUCCUGUCGGGGAACUCAGAAGAGUGUCAAGGAAACCGCAACACAGCAGGAAAUCCUCAUGGGAAAGAGGAAAAAUACAUGCAGUGAGUGUGGAAAAUGCUUCACUCAAAGAUCAAAUCUUAUUCAGCAUGAGAGAAUCCACACAGGCGAGAGGCCCUAUGAAUGCAGUGAGUGUGGGAAAACCUUAACUCAAAGAUCAGGCCUUUUACUCCAUUGGAGAAUCCACACAGGGGAGAGGCCCUACGAAUGCCAUGAGUGUGGGAAAAGCUUCAUUAGCAGCUCAGCCCUUUCUAAACAUCAGAGAAUCCACACAGGGGAGAGGCCCUAUGAAUGCCAUGAGUGUGGGAAAAGCUUCACUCACAGCUCAGCCCUUUCUAAACAUCAGAGAAUCCACACAGGGGAGAGGCCCUAUGAAUGCCGUGAGUGUGGAAAAAGCUUCACUCACAGCUCUCACCUUACUGGGCAUCAGAGAAUCCACACAGGAGAGAGGCCCUAUGUAUGCAGUGAGUGUGGGAAAACCUUCAAUCACAGCUCGCACCUUAUUGGGCAUCAGAGAAUCCACACAGGAGAGAGGCCCUAUGAAUGCCGUCAGUGUGGGAAAAGCUUCACUCACAGCUCAGCCCUUUCUAAACAUCAGAGAAUCCACACACGGGAGAGGCCUGAGGAACCACCUGAUCAACAUCCUGUACAGUAGACAGGAGAAGAUCAAGAAUGAGCUCUCAAAACUGGAGACUCUCAUACAAAACCAACCUUCCACACAAACUUCCACGUGGCUGGACUUUACAAAAAUGAGACAAGCCAUUUACAAUGCACACUUCACUUCUCUACAGAGGAAAAAGGACAGUAAACUAUCUAAACUCCUACCUGCCACAGGGGGCUACAACAGUGGUAACCACAACUCACCUAACAAUAUUGUUAAUCUAUCCAACCACACACUUAGUCUGGCAGAAGAGUCUGUCCUAUCUCGGGGACUCUUUCUGUCCCACCAUCCCCACAAACAUGAUACAGUUCUGUGGUGAUCUGGAAGCCUACUUUCGUCAUCUCCGACUCAAGGAAUAUUUUCAAUGCACCACUGAACAGUGCACUGGCCCACAGGAACCCUCCUACACUACAAGAAGAAGAACUCUGCGUGGACUCCUCCUGAUGGUCGAAAUGACAGACUGGACCUCUACAUAGAGUGCUUCCGCAGAUGUGCACAGGCUGAAAUGGUGAACAAACAACAAGGAGUCUGGUGGUACCUUAAAGACUAACAGAUUUAUUUGGGCAUAAGCUUUCGUGGGUAUAAACCUCACUUCUUCGGAUGCAAGGUUUUUACAUCCGAAGCAGUUUCUCCUCCCUUGGUGUUCACACCUCAACUGCUAGCAGAGCACCUCACCCUCCCUGAUUGAACUGACCUCGUUAUCUCCAUACUGAUCUAUACCUGCCUCUGGAAAUUUCCAUUACUUGCAUCUGAAGAAGUGAGGUUCUUACCCACGAAAGCUUAUGCUCCCAAUACUUCUGUUAGUCUCAAAGGUGCCACAGGACCCUCUGUUGCUUUUUACAGAUUCAGACUAACACGGCUACCCCCUGAUACUUGAACAAACAACAUCACUUGCCCCAUAACCUCAGCCAUACAGAACGCAGUGCCAUCCACAGCCUCAGAAACAACUCUGACAUAAUCAAAGGGGCUGACAAAGGAGGUGCUGUAGUCAUAAUGAACAGGUCGGAUUAUGAGCAGGAGGCUGCCAGGCAACUCUCCAAGACCACAUUCUACAGGCCACUAUCCUCUGAUCCCACUGAGGAAUACCAAAAGAAACUACACAAUCUGCUCAAGAAACUCCUGGCUAUAGUACGGGAACAAAUCUACACGGGGACACCC
This is a messenger RNA of Emys orbicularis (European pond turtle), 2416 nucleotides long. Its product is annotated as zinc finger protein 154-like. Bases 44 to 1252 code for a protein of 402 amino acids. The record is from RefSeq and is a predicted model, not a curated record. The transcript has 5 exons. NCBI's taxonomy places the organism in Eukaryota, Metazoa, Chordata, Testudines, Emydidae. Gene Ontology annotation, biological process: regulation of DNA-templated transcription.